AUGCUUAGCCCGCAAAGUUCCGCGGCGCAGAGAGUGGGAAUCUUGCUCCUGGCUCUGUUGCUGUAUCACAGAGGAUCGCUCAUGGUGGAGGCCAUUCACCCAGUGUGUGCUCUGGUUGCACAGCACAUUAAAGCGCAGGAGCAGUGCAUCCACACACACAGGCUGGAGACACACAACCGCACGGCCCUGACAGGGUGCCCAACAGAGUGGGAUGAGAUCCGAUGUUGGCACCGGGCUGAGGUUGGUCAAGUCGUCAAUGUCUCCUGCUCAGACGUCUCCCAGCUGUUUGCCAAGAAUAAUGGUGUGAUUUAUAGGAACUGCACUAAGGACGGCUGGUCAGACUUGUACCCAUCAUAUGAGGAUGCCUGUGAAUUUGCAGAGGACGUGGAAUCAGAAGCGCCGACGGCGUAUUACUCCAUGUUCAGGCAGGUGUACACGGCAGGCUAUGCUACCUCCCUCAUCUCCCUCAUCUCGGCCAUCUGCGUCUUCACCGUCCUCAGGAAGUUCCACUGCACCAGGAACUACAUCCACAUCAACCUCUUCACCUCCUUCAUUCUGAGAGCCAGUGCUGUCUUCAUCAAAGACGCCGUCCUCUUCGGAGACGAGACUCUGGAUCACUGCUUCAUGUCAUCGGUGUCCUGUAAGUCAGCAGUGGCGUUCUUUCAGUUCAGUAUCCUGGCCAACUACUUCUGGCUGUUAGUGGAAGGAAUGUACCUGCAGACUCUCCUUGCUCUCACCUUUGUUUCCCAGAAAAAAUACUUCUGGUGGUACAUUCUCAUUGGCUGGGGUGUGCCAACAGCAAUACUAAUUAUUUGGGUCUUAACCCGGAAUUUCUGUGACAACAGAGGGUGCUGGGAUGACACAGAUGUGGGCUUCAUUUGGUGGAUCAUCAAAGGCCCAAUAACACUGUCGCUGCUGGUCAACUUCAUCAUUUUCGUCAACGUAAUUCGAAUUCUUGUGCAGAAGCUGAAAUCGCCGGGGGUGGGGGGAAAUGACAGCGGCCACUUCAUGCGGCUGGCUAAGUCCACGCUAUUCCUUAUUCCUCUGUUUGGCAUGCACUACAUGGUGUUUGCCGUCCUGCCAGAGACCACCGGAGAGAAUGUUCGGCUGUACAUUGAACUGGGUCUUGGUUCAUUUCAGGGCUUUGUGGUGGCUCUGCUGUACUGUUUUCUCAAUGGAGAGGUUCAGGCAGAGCUGAAGAAGAGACUAUGGAAGUGUCAAACCCAAAGUUAUCUGACCUACAGUAAACGCAGGAAGACUCUGUUCACAGACAGCAGCACUGUCACACAAAUCUCUGUUCUAGAAAAAUCCAGCCCUAAAGAACAGCCUUCAGCUGAGAACAGUAUCUCACCUGUCUGA
This is a messenger RNA of Chanos chanos (milkfish), 1359 nucleotides long. RefSeq names its product growth hormone releasing hormone receptor b (gene ghrhrb). Gene Ontology annotation, molecular function: vasoactive intestinal polypeptide receptor activity; peptide hormone binding; G protein-coupled peptide receptor activity. The transcript has 13 exons. The record is from RefSeq and is a predicted model, not a curated record. Gene Ontology annotation, cellular component: plasma membrane. NCBI's taxonomy places the organism in Eukaryota, Metazoa, Chordata, Actinopteri, Gonorynchiformes, Chanidae. Gene Ontology annotation, biological process: cell surface receptor signaling pathway; adenylate cyclase-modulating G protein-coupled receptor signaling pathway. The coding region runs from base 1 to 1359 and encodes 452 amino acids.